AGGGCAGGUGGAAUCAAAAUAUUCCGAUAUUUUUUUCGAAAUGAAAUCUCGUGCCAGUAGACCGAUUAAUUUGCUUCUAAUUAUUUUUCUCAUUUUUCUUGGCAUUGUUCUUUUAUACGGACAGACAACAUCCACCGACUCAGAUGAACUAACCGAGCUGCGUCCCAAUGUUCCAUUAUUCAACAGUUGGAAUAAGUGUAUGACACACAAAGUGUUUAAUGAAACCGAUCACAAAUUGUUCUGGGCGAAAUUUCAAAUUUGGACCGACGAAUGUGAUAGGAACGCGGAAAUUGAACAAUUGAAUCUGGUUCCACUUCGAAAUAGUGAUGAGAUUAAGUUUGGGCUCUUGCCAGUGGAGAGUGAUUUAUUGGGAUCUUCUAGCAAUCUAGUAACAUUGGGAAUUGGAAAAGAUAUUGAUGCAGAGCUCCUUUACAAACAGAAAAUGAACGACAUCGGCCGUAACCUGACAUUUUACGGAGCCGAUCCUAUCACCGAUGUCAACGCGGAUCUCUAUUCCCGAAUCGGAAAGUACUUCCCGUUUGCCGUCGGAGGGGAUGCUGGGUACUCAACUGCAAGUGUGUAUGUAAAUGGAACAUACAAAAAUCAAGAUGUCGUCCACGUCGAUUUGAUCUACUUUUUCGAUCGUAUUUUGAAGAUUAAGACCUACGACAACAUUUGGCUGGACGCUGAGGGAGCCGAGUACCCAUUAUUUGACAUUUUUCAGUCUACCGGAAGACUUGACAGGAAGGGGAUCAAAUUCUGUCAAAUGAGCUUAGAAGUGCACAGUCCAUCAGAGCCUCAACAAAUUCAGUUCAUGGAGCUUAUCAAGCAAAUCGUCAGGGAAGAAAGAUACGGAAUGCAUAAUAAUCGAAAUGUCGGGCACAUGAGAAUGUACUUAUUCAAUUUUGGAGAUUCAUAUUGUGUUAAAAAGUUCUUGAUGAGAAAUUUGUACGAGUUGGUGGCCAAGUGAUAAUUAGUGAUAAUUAUGAUGAUCUCAAUGUUUGUUAGUUAACUGGAUAAACAUUUCAAAACAUUUAUAAAAAGCAUGUGUAAAUGCAGUUUACUUGUUUAAAAAAAAUAAAGUUUUAUGUAUUUA
Messenger RNA from Caenorhabditis elegans, 1096 nucleotides. RefSeq names its product Methyltransferase FkbM domain-containing protein (gene Y71G12B.18). Lineage: Eukaryota; Metazoa; Nematoda; Chromadorea; Rhabditida; Rhabditidae. The coding region runs from base 41 to 970 and encodes 309 amino acids. The transcript is spliced from 5 exons. The record is from RefSeq and is marked reviewed.